Molecule: messenger RNA, 1527 nt
Organism: Topomyia yanbarensis
Lineage: Eukaryota; Metazoa; Arthropoda; Insecta; Diptera; Culicidae
Product: TGF-beta-activated kinase 1 and MAP3K7-binding protein 1-like
Exons: 4
Coding region: 83-1501 (472 amino acids)
Biological process (GO): protein dephosphorylation
Molecular function (GO): protein serine/threonine phosphatase activity
Source: RefSeq, a predicted model, not a curated record
UGAUUCUUCUAUUCGUAUUAUCGCAAUCCAGGCAAUCCCGAUUUUUCUGUUAUUAUUUCGUUUACGGUGAAUCAGCAGAACGAUGAGAGCGGGUGUUGAUUCAGUGGAAGCGGUCAGUAACAAAGCUCGACCAUGGACCGAUGAUUUGAAGGUGUGCCCGUCUACCGCUGUCGGCGAAGCAAACAACCAAACCUACAGAGAGGAUGGUACCCGUAUUGAAACUUACAAAUCCAGGGAUAAGAAGUGCCUGUGUACUGUGGACGACACUUUGCUGUAUGCAAUCUACUCCGGUCACGACGGGGAACGGGUUGCGGAUUUCGCUUUGCAAAAAAUGGCUGCCGAUUUACUGUUGGGUCAGCUGAAUGGUCGCUCCACGGAUGAGGCGGUGAAGGACGUAAUCCGUCAGGCUUUCCACUCGGUCGAAAAGGGUUAUUUCGAUUCGAUUGAUGCGGAUGUGGCUACAAAAACGAAUUUACAACUACUGUUGGAUGAUAAGGAGCUAAGUCAGUAUCAGAUCUCGCAGAAAUAUGGAAAUGUGCUGGAGAAGCUGAGCAAGAUCGAUGUGGAGUUGUCGGUUGGAAGCAGUGCCGCCGUAGCUUUGAUCUACCAGUCCAAACUGUACAUUGGGAAUAUUGGAAAUUGUCGUGCCUUACUGUGUAAGACGGAUGAGUUUGAUACGCUGACCGUCACACAGCUGAGUGUCGAUCAUAAUCUUUGCAAUGAGGAGGAAGCGGUGCGUCUUUUUCGGCUAGGACUGGAGGAACGUAAUUUCGAGAAUCGUCCCAUGUACAGUACCAGAUGCAUUGGUAACUAUCUGGGAAAAACGGGUUACAAGGAUUGUGAUUUUUUGUCGGGAGCCUUAUCGGAACCGCUGAUAUUUCAACCGGAGAUAGUCGGUUCGAUUCCAGUCACAUUGGCUUGUAAGUUUCUGGUGCUGAUGUCUAGUGGAUUGUGUAGAGCCUUACAAGAUCUCUACCCACGGGAGACAAGCAAGGGGAAUCGAAUCCUUAUUCAAAUGAUUGCCGAAGAAUUUCAGAAUCAAUCGACCUUGGCCGGGGUAGCGCAAUCGGUGGUGCACCGCAUCGUUCAGUUGCAUCAUGAUGCGUUUAUGCAGCAUGUUGAAGAGGGAAAGACGGCACCAUUUUCAGACCGGGACGAUAUUACGUUGUUGAUUCGAAACUUCAACUAUCCGCUGCCGAAUGCGUUCAACAAUCGUAAGAAUAGUAGCCGCUCGUUCACGUCUACAACGUCCGCUUCGUCUACGGCCAGUUCCGACGCUACACCGACGAACCACAACUACGGCACCGAAAGGGACUGUUUCGGAAUGGGAACCAACAAUUCGGUUGCUAGCUCGGAGAGUAGAUGCGAAAGCGUAAACUUCCCGGACCCGGAAACGAAGGUCGAACCGUACGUAGAUUUUUCGGACUAUCAUCGGCGGGUAGCAGAGGCUCGCCAGCUUGGAAAGCUGCCAGCGAACAUAGAUUUUGACGAGCACGUAUGAAAUAAAACACAUAUAUUGCCUAUUUU